Plasmodium gallinaceum is the source of this 1014-nucleotide messenger RNA. Its product is annotated as fam-e protein. The transcript is spliced from 2 exons. The coding region runs from base 1 to 1014 and encodes 337 amino acids. The record is from RefSeq and is a predicted model, not a curated record. Lineage: Eukaryota; Apicomplexa; Aconoidasida; Haemosporida; Plasmodiidae.
AUGGCACUUCUAUAUAAUGAGGGAUGUCCAAAUUCUGAAGAAGACUUUACCAAAUGCAAUGUGAUUGCAUGUAUGAUACGUGGGGGUAGGUUCAAAACGCAUCAUUGCGAUCUUGCAUUUGUAGCAAUUAAUGUAAAAUAUCCUUCUAGCGAUAUUCCAAAUAAUCUUGCAAAAAAUAUAUUUACAUAUGAUCAUUAUAUUCCACGUGAUGGCAAGCAAUCUAUAGUAACUUUUCUUUCAAAUGAUGAGAAUGAAAUUGUGUUUUUAUAUGAAAUAUAUCCUUAUAAUGAUAGACAUUUAUUUGAACCAUUUUUAUGCCGUCUUCGAGAUAAAAACCAAAAAUUAAUAUUUUGUGAAAAAAUUAACAGAGAUUAUGUGGGAAGAACCCUUUCUUUUAAUUCUAUUGAUAUUAUCGAUAAAAAAGGAAGAGAAAAUUAUAGAAUUAGACUAAAAAAUUUAAUGAAUACUAGACAUGUAAGUCGUAUAUUAGAUUAUAAUGAUAUAUUUUUUAGUAGGGAUGCUUGUCAUUAUAUAAAAGAAGCAAAUGUUCAUGAAAAUAUUUGCAGAUAUUCCAUAUGCACAAAGGAUAAAAAUGAUUAUACAUCAUGCGUGGAUGCUAAAUUUACUGGAAAAUUGUUUCACAUACAGAAACAUUCGAAACCUUAUGAAGGAAAGGAAAAAUUUAUAUAUCUCCCAAAUAUUUGCCUAAAUCAGGGUUUGAAAAUCAAUUGUACUCCUUAUUUAUGCGAAUAUGAGAGGCCACUUGAAUUAACUCCAUGCAAAAAGUUAGAUAUUAGUAUUGUGAAGAAUAUAAUACCAUAUUCAGAAAGAUCGAUAGUGAAACAAACGAGAACUACGAAUUUAGAUUAUGAUAACAAUUUAAAUAUGUCUUCUCUUGUUGCAAUGACUUUUAUUCCUUUCCUAAUUAUAUUCUUUUUUAUAGGAUGCUAUAUAUAUAAAACCAUUAUGAAGAAUAAAUCUAAAAAAAUAAAGAUGAGGUCUAAAGAACCAUAA